This is a messenger RNA of Trichomonas vaginalis G3, 114 nucleotides long. RefSeq lists its product as uncharacterized. NCBI's taxonomy places the organism in Eukaryota, Parabasalia, Trichomonadida, Trichomonadidae. The transcript has a single exon. The annotation marks the transcript as partial. The record is from RefSeq and is a predicted model, not a curated record.
AAGUUUGACAUAACUCCACCAGAAAAGAAGAAGAGAGAAAAGAAAGAAAAGAAAGUAGAAGAAGAGAAGAAAGAACCUGAACCAGUUCCAGAGAAGGGGAGAUAUGACAUGUAA